AUGAAUCAAUUUCGUACCGCUUUAAUCAAAAGAUAUUACGCUACAGGUACAGAUCCUGUUACACAUGACAUGGGGAACAAACAGACCAUACAUUUGACUAGUAGAGGACCGGCUAGUAGUCUUAAAGUUUUAGGAAAUAUUACUCUUGUUUGUGUCGGGUUAUUUGUCGGCUUCCAAGUUUAUAGGCAUAAGUUGAUUGAAAAGACACAGAAAGAAUGGGAAGAUGAAUUCAAUAAGCUGAAAAUUCAAAGUACGGGUGAAAAGGAGCUUGACCAAGGCAUUCUGAAUCCAAAAGUUAAAAAUAUUUACCAGCAACAUUGA
Saccharomycodes ludwigii is the source of this 321-nucleotide messenger RNA. RefSeq lists its product as uncharacterized. The record is from RefSeq and is a predicted model, not a curated record. The transcript has a single exon. Bases 1 to 321 code for a protein of 106 amino acids. Lineage: Eukaryota; Fungi; Ascomycota; Saccharomycetes; Saccharomycodales; Saccharomycodaceae.